CACGUGGCAUUUCAUCAAACACACAGUCACAAAAUAAAACUAAUAAAAUAUUCGAAAUCCGAUUAUUAGUUUUGGACCCAUGCUAGAUUCCGCAUUUAUUUUUAUUUCCCUCCCAUGCAUAACAUUUUUUAGUACUUUGAUUCAGCAAUUAUGCUUUUCGCUGCUACAUUUGUCGUCACUGCUUCUUCUUCACCUCUCUCUUUCUUCUUCAAUUGUUCUUCUUCACUAGGGUUUACAAAUUAACCCCAAACACAAGAACAGCAUUCAUGGGGACAAUAUGCUUGCUGUGUGGCGAUAGGGGAUUCGCUAAGGCCUUUGUGGACUGUGUCAAUUGUCUCGAUGCUUCUGUGCACCUCUACUGUCUGGGACUAGAUCUGGAUGCGAUAGAAGAAACUUGGGAUGAAGAUAUUCAUUGGGUUUGCGAAGAGUGUGAUGAAACAGAAUCAUAUAUAGUUUCGACGGAUAUUGAACCCUUUUCCGAAAUCAGAGAAAAUGAAGACGAUUCCUCGACAGUUCAAACAGAGGAGGAGCGUGUUUACGAAGAUGACGUUGAGCAGUCAUAUGAAGGUAUUACUCGUACGCAAUUACUGUGGAAGGAAAAUGCCAAGUGUAAUUGGAGGAAAAAGAGAAGUGUUAAAAAAUCAACUGUGGAGAAAUACGAGCACAGACGUUGUAGUGGACCGUCCAACCAAUCUUAUGAGGAACACGUGAAAACGGACGUAAACGAGUGCACCAGAUCAAAGGAUGAUGCUACACUGUCGUCUGAAAUGAAAGAAAACGAGGCGCUCGGUUUAGAAAAUCAUUGUUCCGAAAACGACCAUAUUGAAAACGAAGAGGAAGAACCGAUAGAUGUAGAAAAUGAUUUUCGAGAAAAUAAUUUACUUAUCUCAUCUGUUGCGCCAGUUGUCAUGCCAGUAUGGAGGGGAAGUUUUAGUAUUUGGAACGAAAAUCAUGAUAUAAUAGAUGGGAUUCUUGCUCACAUGUCGAACAAAGCAUGCGAAAAAGUAAACGAGGAGGCGUCUCAGUUUCAAACGGUGCUUUAUCUUGAAAUGCUUCCAAAAACUGAUGUAUGGCCUAAAAGUUUCGAGGAAUCAGAACCGACUGGUGAUAGUAUUGCACUAUAUUUCUUUCCAUCAGAGAUAAGCGAACGAAUUUUCGACGGGUUGGUGGAGGAAAUGAUGCAUAAAGAACUUGCGUUGAAAGCCCCUGUGCACAAUGGCGAGCUUUUGAUUUUCACUUCAAAGGAAUUGCCAAUCAUGUACUGGAGAGUUCAAAGCAAGUAUUAUCUAUGGGGAGUAUUUAGGAGUAAUAAGCAGAGUAGCAAAUCGCAUUCUCGUUCAUAUACAGAGGAAUUGGAUGAAAACAGCCCUACAACAACAACACCUACAAAGUUACCGAGUGCAACGGAUGGUGCGAAAACUGAAAGAAGAAAGGGGAAACAAUUGGAUGAUGCUUGGAGACAUGCCAAUCUAUUGGAUGGAUCGAGACAGAAGGCAGAGUGCAGGUUUUGUGGGUUUAUUUCUUGGUACGGAGGCAUUUCGCGCCUAAAGGCACACCUAGGUGGAGGUGAACCUAGAUUUCGGUUACCAGGUUGCGAUAAGGUGUCACCUCAAGUCAAGAAAGUGAUGUCUGAUUGGUUCACUGAAUGGGUUAAAAGCACCAAAGCUGCUUGGACCACGGAAACGAAAGUUAUUUCAGCCGAAAGAAAAGGAAGACAGCCAGAUAGUGCAUGGGAACAUGUAAAGCCGUUGAACGAGGCUAGGACAAAGGCACAAUGCAAUUACUGUGGCUUCGUUUCUUGUUACGGUGGAAUUUCCCGUUUAAAGGCUCAUUUAGCAGGCGGCUCUCCUCAAAUGCAGGUAACGGGUUGUCUUCAGGUGCCGUUAAAAGUUCAAACAGUCAUGGAACAGUGGUUUAAUAGCUGGACAAAAGGUAACGCUAAUCCUUGUAAGAGGGGACGGACUACUCCGGAUCAGAUGACGAAUACGAGCAUGAAACACGUAAAGACUUCAAAAAUGAAUACAAGGGAAGACUCUCAAUCUACAUGAGAUCGAAUUUGAAAUUCGAUUACUUGAGAGUCAGCAUGAUUUACAUUCCGAUUAAUUAUUUUUGAAACUCAAGAAAUUAGUUUUGGACAAUUUACUGAGGCUUUGUUAAAUAUAAGAAAGUUAGUGAGACAUCUUUUUUGUAAUGUACUGGGAAAUCAUAUGACCAGAUUCUCUGUCCAACAUUAAUAUUUGGAAGGACAUGUUUCUUUAAUUCUUGUAUAUUAAAAAAAAAAUAAAAAAAAGUCCUAUGUAACUGUUCUUACAGGAUAAUAAUGAGAAGGCAAAUACUGCUAUUUUGGUGUUAGUUAUUAAAGUCGUUCGAAUUUGCGUCUGUAUCAUAAUCUGAAAUUUUUAUAAUAAUAAAGAAUAAAUAAGUUUAAA
Erythranthe guttata (spotted monkey flower) is the source of this 2429-nucleotide messenger RNA. Its product is annotated as PHD finger-containing protein 1. Lineage: Eukaryota; Viridiplantae; Streptophyta; Magnoliopsida; Lamiales; Phrymaceae. The record is from RefSeq and is a predicted model, not a curated record. Gene Ontology annotation, biological process: negative regulation of transcription elongation by RNA polymerase II. Gene Ontology annotation, molecular function: DNA binding; histone reader activity.